Messenger RNA from Penicillium bovifimosum, 3114 nucleotides. RefSeq names its product putative NRPS-like enzyme. The transcript has 4 exons. Bases 1 to 3114 code for a protein of 1037 amino acids. The record is from RefSeq and is a predicted model, not a curated record. NCBI's taxonomy places the organism in Eukaryota, Fungi, Ascomycota, Eurotiomycetes, Eurotiales, Aspergillaceae.
AUGGAGUCCCACGUGAAGAGGCUGCUGGCAACAACAGUUGAUAGCCGUGCUGCGGCAACUCCCAGCCAACGCUUUGCAGUCAUUCCACAGGGAUCGGAAACGAGCAAUGGCUUCCGAGAGAUUUCGAUAAAGGACCUGGCGCAGGCUGUGAAUGCCAUGUCUUGGUGGAUCGAAAGCACUAUCGGACCCGCAACCUCUCGGGAAACAUUGGCUUACAUGGGAGGCAAUGAUAUUCGUUAUUUUAUAUUUUUGCUUGCUUGCCAAAAGACUGGAUACCAGGCCUUUCUGCCUUCACCCAGGAACGCGGACGAAGCCCAUGUUCAUCUACUGAAAGUGACAAACUGCACCAAGUUCUUCUUCAGCGAGGAGCGCCAGGCACUGGUUUCGGGCAUCCAGGCACUUGUUCCCGGCUUGAACCUCUUCCAACUCCCGUCGGUAGAGACGAUCUUCAGUGAUGAGAGUGGUCUGCGGCAUUAUCCGUACUCCAAGUCUUAUGCCGAGGCCGAGGACGACACAAUUUGCAUAAUUCAUAGCUCUGGAACGACCGGCCUGCCAAAGCCCGUACAUCUCACCAAUGGCUUUAUGAUGACUUUCGAAGCUAGCGCGCAUCUCGCGGUGCCGGAAGGUCGGCAACCAGCUGUAUUCUACAAUCUGGGCCAAGAAGACACGAUGCUGGCACUGGCGCCGAGUUUCCAUCUCAUGGGACUGCUAGGUUACAUAUACUCGGUAUGGUUCGGGGUGCCUGUCAUGCUCGGCCCAGACAAGCCCAUAUCCGUCGACUACAUGGUGGAGAUUUUGCGCACUGGCCGGCCCACAGGCGCGAUGUGUCCUCCCUCGCUCCUGGAAGACAUGAGCUACUCCGACGAAGCACUAGCCUGUCUGAAGAAUCUCAAGGCGAUAUACUACGGCGGCGCAUCUCUCUCCCCAGAGAUUGGGGAUCGACUGCGAAAGUAUACCCAGAUUGUGACGGUCAUCGGGACCAGCGAAAUCGGCUGGAUUGCAUCGUUGGUACCGGAAGAUCCUGCCGACUGGGGCUACUUCGAUUGGAGUGAAGCCUACGGCGUGGACAUGCAAGAAGUCGGUGAUGGUAUCUUUGAAUUGGUCAUUCCUCGGCAGGAAAACGCUCGCGACUUCAAAGGCAUCUUCCAUACGUUCCCUGACAUCAAUGUGUAUCCGACCAACGAUCUCUAUACCAGACACCCGACGAAUCCACGUUUGUGGAAGUUCUAUGGGCGUAAGGAUGAUGUGACUGUCCUCAGCAACGGCGAGAAGUUCAAUCCUGUUGAGAUGGAGGUCAUCAUUGAAGGACACCCACUGGUUGCAAGGGCAGUCGUGGUUGGUCAAUCCCGGUUCCAGGCUGCGUUGCUCGUUGAGCCAAGUGAUGGGGCCUCGGGUAUGGACGAGAAGGCCCUCAUUGAGGAAAUCUGGCCGGCUGUACAAGCGGCCAACCAGACCAUCGCUGCUCAUGGUCGGGUGAUGAAGAACAAGAUCGGUGUCGCACCGAAGUCGAAGCCUUUCAAGAGGACCCCCAAAGGCACCGUACAGCGUCGAGCGGUUCUUCGAGAGUUUGAGAAGGAGAUCGAUGCAAUCUAUGCCAAGGACCUCGAGGAUGACUUGGACCCUCUACCAGAGACCUUGGACAACGAGAGUGUUACAGCGUACACUCGCCAGAUUAUUGCUCGCGUCCUGGGAAAGUCGGAUAUUGCAGACACUGACGAUUUUUACUCUGCCGGGCUUGAUUCUCUGAUGACCAUCCAGGUCUCUCAGAUAUUGCAGAAGAGUAUCCAACUGCGACGGCCGGAUGUGACGACAGCGACCACCGACGCCCAAACCAUCUAUGUCAACCCGACAGUUGAGCGAUUGUCGCAGGUCGUGAUGAACAUCCUGAAUGGGGAAGUACAAGCUGGUGUCCCGCGAGCGGAGAAGAUCCAGACUCUAGUGGAGAAGUACACUUCGGAUCUGCCAGCACGGGAAGCCAAACCUCAAGGCGGAUUGCCUUCGCCUUCAACGGUGAUCCUGACUGGAUCAACUGGUUCACUGGGAACCUAUCUACUGCAUACGUUGCUGAGUAGCAAAGGAAUCGCCAAAGUCUACUGCUUGAAUCGUUCGCCCGCCGAAUCACGACAGAGAAAGAGCUUCGAACAGAAAGAAUUGCAUCUUGGCGCGAAUGACUGGACAGACAAGGUCGAAUUUCUGCAAGCUUCAUUUGGAGAACCACGAUUCGGACUGAGCGAAUCCAAAUACCAAGAACUACUUGGCUCAGUUGACACCAUCAUCCACAACGCCUGGAAAGUCGACUUCAAUCAUUCCGUCGAUUCCUUCGAGGACACUCACAUCCAAGGCGUGCGACGCUUCGUCGAUUUCAGCUUGAGCAGCCGGCACAAUGCCCACCUUCACUUCAUUUCCUCCAUCAGCACGGUGGGAGCCUGGACCCCUGAAAUGGGAUCUUCGGUGCCAGAAGUACCAUUGGAGGACUGUGCAGCGGUUCUCCCACAAGGCUACGGUGAAUCCAAGCACGUCGCCGAGCGCAUCUGUCUAGAGGCAUCGCGACGGUCCCAGGUUCCGACAACGGUGUAUCGCGUCGGACAGAUCGCAGGACCGACUAGCGCAAGCGGACUAUGGAAUCCGCAGGAAUGGCUGCCAACGAUCAUCGCGACCUCGAAAACGAUGGGUAAAAUACCCAAUAGCUUGGGCUCGACCGCGGUCGAUUGGGUACCAGUGGAUACUUUAUCCCACAUCAUAGUGGAGAUUGUCAACACACGUCAUAGCAGCUCCCCCGAGCCAUUGUGUGCGGUAUUCCAUCUCACGAAUCCGGAAGUGGCACCUUGGUCAUCGUUGAUUCCCGCUGUUCAAAGCAAGUAUGAGGUCGAGCCAGUGGCGUUAUCGGCGUGGGUUUCUGAGCUAGAAAGUAUACCCAAUCCCAGCAGCGCGGAUAUUGCCUCAAAACCUGCGCUCAAGCUGCUUGAUUUCUACCGUGCACUGCAAGAUGAGGGCGGUGCCUUGUCGGUGGCGCUGGAUGUCCGUCGGGCGAGAGAGGCGAGUGUCAGCAUGCGAGCGCUGGGGCCUAUUUCUGCCGCGCUGAUGGCAAAUUGGCUACAGCAAUGGCAGUUUUGA